AUGAGCGGGUUCCCCGCAUCAACCUUCGUGGAACCUCUCGUACCUGGCUUCGACACCAUCAACGUCGGAUCAUACUCCUUCCUCAUCAAACACCGUGGCUCCAACACGAAUUAUGAUACCAUGGUAUUUGACCUCGGCGUGCGAAAGGACUGGGAGAAUCUACCAGAGACGUUUGUCGCUGGUAUCAAGGGAAGUGGGUGCAAGAUUAAGGUGCAAACAGACGUUGCCUCGAUCCUGCGAGAGAAUGGACAGAGUCUAGAUGACGUUGGAGCUAUCAUUUGGUCGCGUUGGCAUUUUGAUCAUGCUGGUGAUCCACAGACCUUCCCGGCCACAACGGACCUCGUUGUUAGUCCAGGGUUCAAGAAGAAUAUGAUACCUGCUUAUCCCACCGUCAGGGACGCACACGUCAAUGAAACAGCUUGGGAGGGUCGUGAGUUAAUAGAGAUCGACUUCAAAGGAGACAAGGGUCUGAAACUUGGCAAAUUUGACGCGUAUGACUUUUACGGCGAUGGAAGCUUUUAUCUCUUGAGUUCGCCAGGCCACGCGGUCGGACACAUGUCUGCUUUAGCUCGCACAACUGCUGAUCCCGCUUCCAUCAUGCUUCUGGGCGGCGACAUCGCUCACCACUGGGGAGAGCUCAGACCAUCACCAUACACGCCCCUUCCCGAGAUGAUAUCCCCAAAUUCUCUGGGUCGGACCCUCUCGGUUUGCCCUCGGCGAGUCUUCCUCAACAUCCAUCCUUGGAAGGACCCAGAGAGACUAUUCUUUGACCCAACAACUGAGCCGGGAUGGCAUCUUGAAGCUGCGGAGGCAAAACAGAGUAUCGACAAGUUGAUGGAGGCGGAUGCUUAUGAUAACAUCUUUCCUGUCACGGCUCAUGAUAUGACCCUGGGUGAGACUGUAGAGUUGUUUCCCGAGAAGGCUAAUGACUGGAUGGCGAGAGGGUGGACGGAGGCGACGCGAUGGGGCUUCUGUGGGGGGUUUAUGCCAAUGAAUGAGAUGGAUGAUAAAGGACAGCUUGCACAUAUUACGGGAUCUCAUGAGGUGCACGAGUCGACGGGGGCUGGCUCUAAGAUCAUGUCGAUUGUACAUCUCGAGCACAUGGAGGAGGGGAAGAAAGCAGAACUUCAUAAUCUACCGUUAUGA
This is a messenger RNA of Fusarium musae, 1146 nucleotides long. RefSeq lists its product as uncharacterized. The record is from RefSeq and is a predicted model, not a curated record. Lineage: Eukaryota; Fungi; Ascomycota; Sordariomycetes; Hypocreales; Nectriaceae. Bases 1 to 1146 code for a protein of 381 amino acids. The transcript has a single exon.